UGUUGAAUCACAUCGCCAAGAAGAUCUCCACAGCCGAGCUAACAACCAAGCACUAGCACCAGCUACAGCGACACCCCCCCCGAACUCGGUCCAACGAGCAAAAACACCACUGCAACGCAAUAAAAAAACCAACCCCAACCCAACCAGCAAUCAUGGCCUCCAACACGAUGAACUUCGGUCCUGAAUGGAUGAGACGUUUCCCUGCAAAGGCAAGCCAAUCUCACACCGAGCAGCACGCCAGGGCAACCUCCCCUCCUCCUGCAGCGCCGCCUCUCCAGGACUGGAGCCAGCCCGCGCCUGCUGCCGCCUCUUCUGCCGCCCUUCCAGCCUUCAGCUACUCGUCAAUUGCGGCCAGCAAUGUCCGCUCCCAGAACGGCGUCCCUGGAUCGACUUCAUCCUUUGAUGCAUCUGCCUCCGACGGCGGUAGUGGUGGCAGCAGCGGCAUUACCAGCGGCAACUUCGCAACGGACUCUCUGAAUCCUUUCAAGUACUCCAAGGAGUUCAUGCUGUCACUCUACAGACCGACAGGACUCCCGAUCGAAUUUGAACGACACGAGUAUAUGACUAGUGAAGAGUCUCUACAGCCAAUGUCCUCGAUGCCGUUUUCUGAACAAGAGAUCAAGCUUCUGGCCGGAAGCGUGAACAGCGAGGUCGCACGCCGAACUACCCAGCCAGGAGAUGGUCUUCAGGAGCGAGCUCCUGGACAGAGGCGCGAGAGUUUUUCCAAUAACGGGGAACACUCCACUGGACGUUAUGACCGAUCCGACAAGAUCUCCUCCCAUUCUCGUAACUACGAGUCUAGGAAUCACGGAUCGAGCGCAAGGCCAAGAAAUCUAAACAGCGAAGGUCGUAGUCAUUCGUUCAGGCGUACGGAGCAGAUUGAGCGUGAACGCGAGCGUGAGCGCGAGCCAGAAGACGAUGGCCUUUGGAAUUCACCAGUCGGCAACAUAGUUGGUUCGUUCGAUGCCAAUGGCGUCUUCCGUGUCGUUGGCGACUCAGAGGAGCUUCAGCCAUUAGCCGAGCAUGAAGAGUCCACUAAAAAGCACGCUGCUGACGAAGCGAAAGGGGCGGGUGUUAGAAACGGAGACAACCCCAAGUCUUCGGCUAAUGCCACCGCUCCUUUGCAAAACCAAGAGCUGAUUUCUUCAGAUCUUGGGUCAGGCAAGACAGAUCAGCCCUCGCCGGAGCAGCAACAGCAACAGCAGAAGCUGCAGGAAAAGCCUGCCGAUAGUUAUCUGUUCUCGAGCGGGUUACUCGCAGGCAAAAACCUUGGUUCCGGUCCAUUGCGGGACGAUGCUGAAUUCGCGCCCUUCAACGCCGGCCAGUCGUCAGUACCGAACGUGGCUCCUGCACCCGAAUCUGCGUUUGACGCUUUAUCGGUGGAGUUAAGCAAGUGGUUGUACAGGGAUCCCAGUGGAAGCAUUCAAGGACCAUUCUCGUCCGAAGAGAUGCAUGAAUGGUACAAGGGCGGAUUCUUCUCGCCAGAUCUUCUUGUCAAGCGUGAGCAGGACCCGACGUUUGAGCCUCUGGGUACAUUGAUUAGGAGGAUCGGAUCAGAGGACAAACCAUUUUUGUUGGCAGGUAUUGUGCGUCAGGAGCAGCCAUCACUUUCAGGAAUGCCACUGCGGUCUUCAGUCCCUUCGCUUGCACAGGUCAGGCAGCCUAUUUCUCAAGUUAGUCUUUCAUCUGGAUGGAUCGGAAUGAGUGCGCCCACGACUCCGAGCACCCCGAGCUUUGGUGUUGAUCGCUUGCUCAUGCAACAGCAGCAACUUCAACAGCCACAGCAGCAUUCGUCUGGCGACCUGUUUAGCAGCACUAAUAAUCUUGGGCAGCAGCGAUCUGGUUUUGGAUCAGUCCAGGACCCUGGCCUCGAGUCGAGAUGGAGUUCCGGUCUGUUUGGUCGCACUCAGGCUGUAGAAUCGAAUGCUGGUUGGGGCGGUGAUACCUUUUCACGCCCUGCGAUGGGAAGCAUGUCUGCGGCGCACACGCCUAUGGGCGGUCCCCAGUAUAUGGACCAGCAACAGCGCCUGCAUAACCAAGAGAUCGAGCGCCAGCAGUACAUGCAACUGCUACAGCGUCAGAGCCAGAUGCAGACCAUGGUCCAUCAGCAGCAGUUUAUGCAGGCUCAGCAACAGUUUGGAAAUGAUCCUCAUGCUCUUGCGGCGCUACUCGCUCAACAACAAGCCCAACAGCGACAACUUCAAAUGCGUUACCAGCAGUUGCAGUUCGCAGGUCUUCAUGCGCAGGCAGUUUCCACUCCUGGCGGCACCGCAAUUCCCUGGGGAGGAGCAGGCAUGGGACAGCCCUCGAGUCCAUGGACGACCUCGAUCAUUCCUUCGAGCUCCGACAACUACUUUGAGUUCAACAAGGGGGAUGGUAGCCAGGUGCCUCACUCCAUGCAGCAGCGUCAGCAGCAACAAGUCCAAGCGCAAGCGCAGCACCAACCGUUUCAGCCGUUCCAGCAGGAGCAGCAGCAACAACAGCACUCUCAAGAACAACAGCAGCAGGAGCACAUCUCAACUGCAAAGGACUCAGUUUCCACGCAAGAUUCAUUGCCAACACAGCACGACAAUGCUGCUGCCGACUCUCUCGCCGAGCGUUUGGAGCACCUCGAGGUUCGCAAUGAGUAUGAGGGCGCGGAGAUUGGGGGAGUGAAGGAGCACGCCACCAAAUCUGCUUCAAUGACUGAGCAGACUGCAGUGGAGGACAAGGACGAAGAGGAUUAUGCUGACGAGACCUUUUCAGCAGCCCAGAACGAUGCUUUUGAGCCUACCACUUCGAUAGAGGCUGAGUAUGAGAAUCAGCAGGAGGUUGAGCUGGACUAUGGUCAUCAGGAACAGGGAUCAUUUGAGGAAAACAUCUCUGAGACCGCUUCCUCCACCGCCGCCGAGUCGACCCAUCGUACCAUCAAGGCUAGCCCUGCUCCUUGGGCCAAGCCUUCUAAUGACGAAGACCUUUCGGAGCGAAGGGGUCCAACCCUUCGUGAGAUUCAAGAAAUGGAGGCCAAGAAGGCAGAAGAAGCCAAGGCAGAGCGACAGGCCCAGUUGGCUGCUGCUGUCUCUGGUAACAACAGCAUGUUGGAUUUCACGAAGGGCAUGCCAGGAGCUCCCGCUUGGAGCAGCACAACUGCGACCACACCCAAGAAGAAGACCUUGAAGGAAAUCCAACAGGAGGAGGAGGCUGCAGUCAAGCGGGCUCGUGCUGCCCAGCAGGCGAACCCAUCUACGACGCCUCUUGGAGCUCAGAGCCCUGGAUUGGCUGCCAUCGUCGCAUCAGGAACUGGCUCGAUCGGCAGACGCUAUGCUGAUACCAUCGGACCCAAAUCCGCCAGCAGCUCCACGACCUCUGGCCCAUGGGGCUCUGCUUCGGCUGCCGCAAUUGCAUCCAAGCCAGCAUUGGUUACCCGCAGUUCUGCGGUUUUCGCCUCUAACCCGUCCCUGAACUCGCCCACCAACCCUGUCUCGAAAGGCUCCGAUAGCAACUGGAUUGAGGUUGGAUCAAAGCACUCGGCCUCAGUAUCUACUUCGCCUGCCGUCAGUCGCACCUCGGCUCCAGCUUCUUCGUCGACGAACAAGGCCCCCUCGAACUCGAAUGAGCCCCGCCCUGCUUCGGAAGAAUUUUUGCGCUGGUGCCGUCAGGCUCUCAAGGACCUCCAGGGCGUCGUCCUCGAGGACUUUAUCCAGAUGCUGCUCACCUUCCCUCUAAACCCUGAUCCCAUGACGGUCGAAAUCAUUUCGGAGUCGAUCUAUGCCAACUCCAAGUCCUUGAAUGGACGCCAGUUUGCGGACGAAUUCAUCAAGCGUCGCAAAGCCGACGCCUACCCCAACGGCGCUCCUGCGUCGUUCUCUACAAGUAGCUCGGGUGUGUCCUCGGGUGUUGGUGUUGGCGGCGCUGACUCUUCGUUCAAGGUUGUUUCCAAGAAGGGCAAGAAGAAGGGAACUGCUUAAAACACCUUUCAAUGAAGUAAAUGGUGGGAUAGCGGAAAGUGGUAUUAAAUGGUUAAUUAAGGUUUAGACGCGUUGCCUUUUGCUGUGUGCAACAUCUCAUAAAGCUCCUUUAAUAACUGCAGAAGAAGACCAGAUAGAGCAGUUCCGCGAUAUGCGACACC
Messenger RNA from Gamsiella multidivaricata, 4108 nucleotides. RefSeq lists its product as uncharacterized. The record is from RefSeq and is a predicted model, not a curated record. The transcript is spliced from 5 exons. Lineage: Eukaryota; Fungi; Mortierellomycota; Mortierellomycetes; Mortierellales; Mortierellaceae. The coding region runs from base 153 to 3947 and encodes 1264 amino acids. Gene Ontology annotation, molecular function: protein binding.